AGAGAGAGAUUACCCUUUAAUUCUGGCGAAACGAGGAGCGACCUCUGUCUGUCCGUCAAUCAGUCCAUCCCCGACUUACUUAAUUGACUGCAAACCGCAAAAAAAAAGAAACAAAAAACAACUCCCAUUUCCUCCUUUCGUGGAAAGAGAGGUAAAAACCCUCUCUCUCUCUCUCGGGGUCGCAAAUCAUAUCAUAGUCCGAGAACACGCAUCAACGCAAAAUCUCCUCCCCCAGAAAGAGCCGCUGUCGUCGGCUCCAGAUCUGCGCCAUCCCCAGUCCAGCCCGCCCCCUCCACGUCUCACUUCUCUCUUCUUCUUCUUCUGCUGCUUCUAGUUCUUGCUCUGGUAGUACCAUUCGGUUUUGUUGUUAUCGCUACCGACAGUGACUGUUCGUUACAGAGCCAGUAGAGAAUGGUGGAGUCGGAGCAGCGGCGGAAGCGGAAGCUCCGCGCCUCCUCCGCCAAGACGCUGUACCACUCGGCCGCCCAGCUGUUCUCCCUCAGAUCCCUCGUCCUCUGCCUCUCCUUCUUCGUCUUCCUCCUCUUCCUGUCCUCCGACCGCAGCCUCAGCGCCGUCUCCACCGCCUCCUUCCGCCCCGUCCUCAGCGCCUCCACCACCCUGUCCCUCCUCUCCUCUUCCGCCAGCCACUCCGUCCUCGACACCCUCCACCGCCGCCGCCCUCUCUCGUCGGCGCCCCGGGUCGAGGGUCGGGUCCUGUUCCCCGACCACGUGCUGCUCCUCGUGUCCGGCGGAGUCGGACGGCGCGGCGAGGACCUGGAGUGCGUGUACCGCGCUCUGGCUUCGAAUGGCUCCGAUCGGCGCGCCGAGGCUGCGAUGUCCGUCGAUGUCUACAGUGAGCAUAGGUCCAUCGUCAGGUGCCCGCUACCGCCGGCGAAUUUCUCGGCUGCCGGGGUGGAUUUGCGCAGGCGCGGCGGCGGUCCGGCGGACGGCGGGAAGCGUGCGCGGUCCAAUCGGACGGCGGCGGCAGUGCGGGCGUGGGACAGGGUGGUGUAUGAGGCCGAGCUGGACGGAGAGACUGCGGUGGUGUUCGUGAAGGGGCUGAAUCUGAGGCCGCACAGGAGAUCCAACCCGGCGCAAUUCAGCUGCCACUUCGGGCGGGGAAGCCGGGACAAGGACGAGACUUUCGUGCUGACGACGAAGGCGGUCUCGGCGGCGCAGGAGGUGAUCAGGUGCCCGCUGCCGCAGAGCAUUCGGAGCAACCCGAUCAAAGCGCAGGGGGUUCGGGUCACGAUCGGGUUGCCCUCCAACUUGCACACGCGCGGCAGGUCCUCGGUUCACGUCCCCAUGCCUUCCGUGGCCAGGAUUUACAGUUCCAACGGGAAUGGUGAGGAAGCGGGGAGGAAGAAGACGAUGAAGAAGCACGAGCUCUGCGCUUGUACCAUGGUCUGGAACCAGGCGGCAUCGUUGCGGGAGUGGAUAAUGUACCACGCCUGGCUCGGCAUCGAGCGCUGGUUCAUCUACGACAACAACAGCGACGACGCCAUCAAGGAAGUGAUCGAAGAGCUUGACUCUCAGAACUACAAUGUGAGCAGGCAGAGCUGGCCGUGGAUAAAGACCCAAGAAGCCGGGUUCUCGCAUUGCGUGCUGAGGGCGAGGGAGGAGUGCAAUUGGGUGGGAUUCUUCGACGUCGACGAGUUCUUCUACUUCCCGUUCCCGAGCAAUCCCCGCAGGGGCCUCGGCAUCCCGGGCAAGGACACGCUGAGGACUAUGGUGGCCAACUUCUCGAGCUCGUCCUCGAUAAUCGCGGAGAUAAGGACGGUUUGCCAUAGCUUCGGGCCGUCGGGGUUGACCUCACCGCCCCCACGCGGAGUGAUGGUCGGGUACACCUGCAGGCUGCAGCACCCGGAGCGGCACAAGUCUAUCGUGCGGCCCGACGCGCUCGACCCGACCCUCCUCAACGAAGUGCACCAUUUCAGGUUGAAGGAAGGGUUCAGGUACUUGAACGUGCCGGAGAGCAGCGCGGUGAUCAACCACUACAAGUACCAGGUUUGGGAGACGUUUAGGACCAAGUUCUUCCGGAGGGUCGCCACGUAUGUCGCGGAUUGGCAGGAGGAUCAGAACAAGGGCUCUAAGGACAGGGCACCGGGGCUGGGGACCGAGGCCAUCGAGCCUCCCGACUGGAGAUUGCAGUUCUGUGAGGUUUGGGACACAGGGUUGAGAGACUUUGUUUUGGCUAGCUUUGCUCAUCCCGCAACCAGUGCGAUGCUGCCAUGGGAGAGGUCAUCUUCACCUUCAAGGUGACCAAAAGUACAGUCGAGUUUACAUAGAUUGUUUGCCUGCCUUUGUAAAACAGAGAGACACCAUACAGAGAACCAAUUCUUUUUUUGUGAAUCUUUUUUUUUUUUUUUUGGGGGACCCCGUCCUUUUGUAUCUGACCUUUCAUUCUUCUUGCCACGAUGUAAUGUUAGAGCAUAGAGAUCUCACACAGAUGUAAUAUUUUGACGACACGAAUUGAUUCUUUCGUUCUUAUGCUUA
This is a messenger RNA of Eucalyptus grandis, 2496 nucleotides long. Its product is annotated as glycosyltransferase family 92 protein RCOM_0530710. Lineage: Eukaryota; Viridiplantae; Streptophyta; Magnoliopsida; Myrtales; Myrtaceae. The record is from RefSeq and is a predicted model, not a curated record. Bases 412 to 2262 code for a protein of 616 amino acids. The transcript has a single exon.